Messenger RNA from Oncorhynchus mykiss (rainbow trout), 2536 nucleotides. RefSeq lists its product as uncharacterized. Gene Ontology annotation, molecular function: DNA-binding transcription factor activity, RNA polymerase II-specific; RNA polymerase II transcription regulatory region sequence-specific DNA binding. Gene Ontology annotation, cellular component: nucleus. Gene Ontology annotation, biological process: regulation of transcription by RNA polymerase II; embryo development. The record is from RefSeq and is a predicted model, not a curated record. Lineage: Eukaryota; Metazoa; Chordata; Actinopteri; Salmoniformes; Salmonidae.
UUCCCAUUUCUCUAAUAUAUCUGCCGCAUGGAAAAGAACAACAUACCCAUUUCCCGGAAUGUUAAAAAUAAAAAAAUAAAUCUAAUUCAUUUCCUCGCACAGUAGGUGGCGGCAAUACACCAAUAGGCUGUAGUAGUCUGUCAUUUAAGCUUAAAGAAGAAGAAGAAGAAGAAGAAGAAGAAAUAACACACUAGAUAGCUAGCUACCAACCAUUGUGUGAAAAUGUCUAAUAUAGAGUUGUUGAGAUUGAUUUUCAACGAACGAUUUAGAGCGUGUCCGAAACUAUUCAGAGCUGUUGAAAAGACCAUAACAGAGUACCAGGAAAAUGUUUCCACAUCGAAAGAGGAGAACGACUGUGUAAAGAGGCUGCUUGAUUUCAUCCUUCUACCAGAGAUACAGUUACAUAGAGCAGAUCUCCAGAAAACCACAGUCUCUGAAGAGGAGGUUUACCUUGAGCAGAACCAUUGUGAACAAGAAUGUAGCCUCAGUCUGGAGCAGGACUCAAAACCCACACAGAUUAAAGAGGAACAGGAGGAACUUAUGACCAGCCAUGGAGAAGAGCCAUUUCAAGAGCUGAAGAAUGAUAAAGACUCUGUAUUCAUUCCUUUCAGUGUGAAAAGUGAGUAUGACGAGUCCUCACAUUUGAGCAUAACCCGAAGUAAAGAAUACAAAGACCGAGACCCCUCCACUAAACAGAUCAAAACUGAACCUGGGGAAGAGGACUCAUCAGAACUAGCCAGUGACUAUAAGCCCAUCACUGCAGUAAAUCCAGCCUGUUCUGCAGCUCAGGGUGAAAAUAGUGAAGUUAUUGACUGGAAUGAGAGUGAGGGACCUCUGUCCGCUUUGAAGACGCGGAAAUCAAAAAGGAUGCGGACAGAAAAAGUACAAAGCUCCCUUAUCAGCUCUAAGGGCAGGAAAUCCGUGGUGUCCCAUCUGAAAUCACCUAUCAGGUCCAACUCUAAACAAAUUACCCAUAUGAGGAGCUACCUAGAGGAGAAAUUGCAUCGCUGUCAGGAUUGUGGAAAAUGUUUUGCUCGAGGUGGAGUUCUGAAAAGGCAUAUGAGGAUCCACACAGGGGAGAAGCCGUAUUGCUGUCAUGAUUGUGGCAAAGCAUUCACCCGAAGUGAUUAUAUGAAAAGGCAUAUGAGGAGCCACACAGGGGAGAAGCCGUAUUGCUGCCAUGAUUGUGGCAGAGCAUUCACUCGAAGGGAUUGCAUGACACGGCAUAUGAGGAGCCACACCGGGGAGAAGCCAUAUUGCUGCCAUGAUUGUGGCAAAGCAUUCACACAUGACACAACAUGUGAGGAGCCACACGGGGGAGAAUCUGUAUUGCUGCCAUGAUUGUGGCAAAGCAUUCACUAGGAGUACACACAUGACACAGCACAUGAGGAGCCACACGGGAGAAAUCGCAUUGCUGUCAUCAUUGUGGAAAAUGUUUUUCUCAAAAGGGAAAUCUGAAAUCUCAUAUGAAGAGCCAUACAGGAGACAAACCACAUCCAUGUCAUCUUUGUAACAAACAUUUUACUGAAAGAAGUCAUCUGAAAGUCCAUAUGAGGGUUCAUACGGGUGAUAAAUAAUUUCGCUGACAGGAUUGUGACAAAUGUUUUACUCAGCAAUCCAAUGUGAAUAAGCAUAUAAUGAAAUGGCAUAUGAGGAGUCACAGAGGGGAAGAAACCACAUUACUGCUAAAAUAGUAGCAAAUCUUUCACCACUGGUUUGGGAUUGAUGCUUCAAAACAAAUGAAACCCUAAGAGGAUGCAUGGAGAGAAUGCACAAAACAUGACUGUACCCUGUGUGGGCAUCAGACAGAAGAUUGAGAGGUACAUGUUUCAACUUCCAAGUGGAGACACGGUUCUUGUGGGGGUCUGAAUAAAUUAAUGAUUAAUCUCUGAGAAUAUUGCAUGAUGCCCACAUAGUUGUCUAACAGAGAGAAAUUUGAGGAUUUUUUUGCAACAGGAGUCCCUGCUCAUUAGUUUGACAUACAGGAUAUUUGACUGCAGUCCUCUGUAGAUGCUACUUGAACUCAUCAAUUCACUGCAUUAUUUGAUGUCUGUCCUACUGACCUUGGGAAACUGGUGGGAAUCAAAAAUCACCUCCACUACAUUCGGACGUUUGAUUUUGACUCCAGCAUAAAAAUGUAUAUAAAAUGUUAGCAUAUCAAAAUGAUGAUGUGAAAAAUGAAGGCAGAACCUCAAUGGUUAAGGAGAGAUUAGUAUUGGGGGAUGAGAAAUAAAGUUGACACUUAAAGAUUCUCCUUUUCUUUUCUAAAGUAGGUAUCUCUUUUUAUCUUUAUGUUAGGAAUAUUCUUUGAAACAUUUAAAUAAACAAUUGAUUUUGUUUAUUUGACUGGGCAUGAAAACUAAAAUCCAUGUCAUGCAUGGAUGAGGGACUUUUAUAAAGUAAAAAUACUUUGAAGUACUACUUUUUAUAUUUUUGACAACUUUUAGAUUUACUCCACUACUUUUGUAAAGAAAAUAAUGUACUUUCUAUUCCAUACAUUUUCCCUGACACCCAAAAGUACUCUUUACAUUUUGAA